AUUGGUGUUAAAAUUGGGGUGAAGGUCCUAUUAAAAUAAAUUAAAGAACUUUGUUGGAACUUGAAAGUUACUCUGCAGCACAUACACGGUUCGGGUUUUGGAAAGACCGUGCAAGAGCUCAGCGCCACUCUACUGACUCGGUAAGGAAACCGCAAAAGUAGUCAACUGUCAAAACCUUAAAACCCCCCACACUUUACCGAAAUCCCUUUUUCUCGGAGCAAAAAAUGGUUCCAAAUCCAGCGUCACUUACCCUCAAAUCCUCAUUUUUACACCGUUUCGUAGGGUUCUCUCGUAGACCCACUUCGCUUUCUGGACACCCGACCCGGACUCCCGUAAAACAAGUCCAGAUGAGGGGCUAUCUGAGUUGUUCUUCGUGCCAGUCUUACUCUUCUCCGCUGAAUUCUGGUCAUGGAGCUGUGCUUCAGAAUUUGCGUCGUUCUGAAAUGGGACUCAGGCAACUGGGUCUGGGUCUUACCCAUUUCCGGGUUUCUGCCGUCCCGGAUGGAGUGCCCGGCGGGACAGGUGGGUUUGGGGGUUCCGGUGAUGGGAAUUCUCGUGGGAGAGGUGAAGGCGGUGCUGGCAGUGACGGUGACGGUGGAAAUAACUGGUCCUUGCUGUCGUGGUAUAUGGCUCUUCUUGCAAAGUAUCCUGUGUCAACAAAAGCUCUGACAUCUGCGCUUUUAACUUUAAUUGGAGAUUUGAUCUGCCAGCUUGUGAUUGAUCAAGUGCCAUCACUAGACUGGAAAAGGACAUUCCUGUUUACUCUGUUGGGCCUGGUGUUAGUGGGUCCCACAUUGCAUUUCUGGUAUUUAUAUUUGAGUAGAUUGGUAACAUUGCCUGGAGCUUCAGGUGCAUUCUUGCGCCUUCUACUGGAUCAGUUCCUCUUUUCUCCUAUAUUUAUUGGAGUUUUCUUAGCCACGUUGGUGACACUGGAAGGAAGGCCAUCGCUAGCUAUACCGAAGCUUCAGCAGGAGUGGUUCUCUGCUGUUCUUGCAAAUUGGAAGUUGUGGAUACCUUUCCAAUUUCUCAACUUCAGAUUUGUACCCCAGCAAUUCCAGGUCCUUGCUGCUAAUUUUAUUGCUGUAGUGUGGAAUGUUGUUCUCUCCUUUAUUGCACACAAGGAGAUUCUUCCAAGAAAAGACAAUCCCUAGUACUCUGCCAGAUGAGCAAAAUAAUGUCAAUCUCAUGCCUUGAUCAGUAAACUGCAGAAUGUUAAAAUACACUUGUUAAAGAGCCUUUGCUUUGAUACAAAAGGAUCUGCUUUGAGUUAUGGAUCAAAAGCUGGAUUUAUCUCUCUA
Carya illinoinensis is the source of this 1298-nucleotide messenger RNA. Its product is annotated as protein sym-1-like. The record is from RefSeq and is a predicted model, not a curated record. Bases 225 to 1151 code for a protein of 308 amino acids. The transcript has 8 exons. Gene Ontology annotation, cellular component: cytoplasm; membrane. NCBI's taxonomy places the organism in Eukaryota, Viridiplantae, Streptophyta, Magnoliopsida, Fagales, Juglandaceae.